AUGGCCGCGGCAGGCCUGGCUCUCGCGAAACACCAUCGCAAACCGGGAUCGUACAGACCGUCCAAGGUGUGCGUCGACCGCGUGGACGAGCAGGAUCGCUUCGAGAGACGGCUACGCCGAAAGACGCGGGAAGAGCUCAUCGACACGAUCCUGGGAGAACCGACGAUCGCGCGACAGCUCGCCAGAAGGGAGGCCGAGCACGGGCUCGACCGCGACGACGACCGCGACGACGACGACGACGGUGGCGAUUACCGCCGCGACAAGUACGACGAUCUGAGAAUCUUUCUCAUUCCCGUUAAGGAUCGCACGAGGGAGACGCUGCUGCCGCUGAUCAGACGGUGGAUCGUUCGGGGCACCACCGUGUACACCGACUGCUUCAAGCCGUACGACUGUCUGGACGACGAGGGCUACGUGCAUCGAUCGGUCAAUCACAAGGUCAACUUUGUCAGUCCUACCUCGGGUGCGCACACGCAGGGCAUAGAACGCGUCUGGAGGGAGGUUCGAGCCAACGUUCCCAAGUACGGGAUCAAACGGAGACACCUCGAGGGAUAUCUGGCCGAGUACAUGUUCAAGCGCGCCCAUCCUCGGGAGAGACGCAUCGAGGCCUUCUUCGACGCGAUCGCGCGAAAGUAUCCACCGCCCACCGGAACGACGACGACGACGACGACGACGCCAAGAACGACGAGACACGUACCCGCGAUACUGAGGAGAAACCGCCACCAACGCGGGGUGAAUCGACCGAUCGUCGAGGCGAGCGAACAAUCGCGCGGUCAGCCACGGGAUUCGCGCGGAGCUCGACGACUCUUCGCCAACUCGGAGAGUUCACCCUGA
Messenger RNA from Wasmannia auropunctata (little fire ant), 831 nucleotides. RefSeq lists its product as uncharacterized. The transcript has 4 exons. Bases 1 to 831 code for a protein of 276 amino acids. The record is from RefSeq and is a predicted model, not a curated record. Lineage: Eukaryota; Metazoa; Arthropoda; Insecta; Hymenoptera; Formicidae.